This is a messenger RNA of Colletotrichum karsti, 1776 nucleotides long. Its product is annotated as SH3 domain-containing protein. The transcript is spliced from 4 exons. Bases 1 to 1776 code for a protein of 591 amino acids. NCBI's taxonomy places the organism in Eukaryota, Fungi, Ascomycota, Sordariomycetes, Glomerellales, Glomerellaceae. Gene Ontology annotation, molecular function: protein binding. The record is from RefSeq and is a predicted model, not a curated record.
AUGGACCCCUCCAUCAACCGGAAAGGAGCACGCGCAGGCAGGACAGGACGGACCGUGGGCCAAGCAAGCAAGGCGGCGCUGCUGUCGCUUUUGUCUGCUUCGACACUUGUCUCGGCGCAAUCAGGUUGCGUCUCGAUACAGGGAUCAACACAAUGCCCGGCCUUCCAAUCAGCCUCGGUCUCGACAACGGGUUUCGUGGCAGGAUUAUUCCCGUUUCUGCAAUUCGUUUCCAACAGGGAGACAUUCGACUCACAAUUGCAGUCGUACAUCGAGACAACAUACGUGCGCGAGAAGUACCAAACACUACUUGGUUGCAGCAACGUCAAUCUCACAAAUUCGACCGAGUUGUACGCUCGUUUCACGACAACAGUCGUCUGCAACUCCAUCGUUCAGAACUCGAUAGACGCCUGUAAUCUCACAGCCUCCAACUCGAGACCCGUGUGCGCCGACACAUGCGCUGAAUAUGCGCAAAGUGAGGCGCUUCUAACCUCAGAAAGCAGUCUCUGCAGCAACCCGAGUAGCAACCUCGUUAACCAGAUUCGCGCUGACUUCACCAACUGCGCACUUCCUGCCGGAUCUCUAUCUUCGUCUAACUGCAUUCAAGGCAUCAGCAACGAGAACAACAACUGUGGUUACGGCAACAGCACCGUGGGCUUGUGCUCGUAUUGUGCUUCUGGCGGUAUUAACUCUACCGACACAUGCUGCUACAACUCGAACAUCGACGAGCGAUGCAAGGGCGUCACCCUGCCGUCUAUCUUCCCUACGAUGACAUUCACACCUCCGACCGCCACUGCGUCACCGACCUCGACGAGCACCCCGGCCGCAGGAGGGGGUCUUUCAGGCGGCGCUAUCGCUGGUAUCGUCAUUGGCAGCGUGGCAGGAGCACUGUUGCUUGCUGCUCUUAUCUACGCGUGUAUCCUGCUUGCUAGGAGACGAAGACGUGGAAGCCAGAGCGGAAGCAUCUUCAACCAACCGUCACCCUCUAGGAAUGGGCCGGCCACGGUUAAGAUCCCACCAGCCCAGACCACGACCGGAUAUGAAGUGUUGCCUGGAGGCCGUAUCGCGCGCAUGUCAGCCUUGGAGAGCGCAUCGGAUCCAGCGCCACCCGUCAGUCGCAGCAAUGCUCCUCUCGCAGCCGCUGCCGCAGGCGGAGCAGCCUACAUGGGAGGUCGAAGGAGAGGAGACGACCCGUCGUCUUCUGAGUUCGGCGACAGCCCUGAAUCGGAGGUCAGAGCUGGGGUUUUGCGACCCCCUCCCACUAACAUUCGGAGGACGGGAUCUCUGUCAAGCAGCUCAGUCCUCACCGGUAUGAAUGAUCCUCAGUCACCAACCAGUGCCGGAAUGUCCUCUCCUCAAGGAAUGGCAAGCCAGCAAUCGGAGCAGCUACCCUUUUUCAAGGAUUACUAUUCUCAGGACGAUAUCCACCCCGGCGAUAGAGUCGCAACUCUCUGGGCAUAUCAACCCCGCGCUCCGGAUGAGUUUACGCUAGAGCGUGGCGACAUGCUCAAGAUUGUUGGAAUUUGGGAUGACGGGUGGGCGACUGGAAUUCUAUUGGAUGAGCGGGCCGAUGAAUGGGAAUCUCGACGACAAGCGCAGCGAGACAGCGGCGUAUCGAACACGUCCGGCCGACGAGACGAAUCACCACCAGUCAGCGGCGAGAUCAAAGCCUUCCCUCUCGUAUGUGUGUGCUUGCCGGAGCACUGGAGGAAGACUAUCGAAGGCGAUGUUUCGACGGAAGGCUCCAGCGCUCAUCAAGGCCACUCUACCCUUUCCUGA